Molecule: messenger RNA, 8853 nt
Organism: Amyelois transitella
Lineage: Eukaryota; Metazoa; Arthropoda; Insecta; Lepidoptera; Pyralidae
Product: protein Aster-B
Exons: 17
Coding region: 185-2296 (703 amino acids)
Biological process (GO): intracellular sterol transport
Cellular component (GO): endoplasmic reticulum membrane; endoplasmic reticulum-plasma membrane contact site; plasma membrane
Molecular function (GO): sterol binding; sterol transfer activity
Source: RefSeq, a predicted model, not a curated record
AUUCACUACACUAAAUGUCAAAAUUUCACCGAAACAAAUCAAUCUUGUUUCCACUCUCAAUCCUUUCUUUGCUGAUAUUUUUGUGAGAAUUCUCUAAUUUAGAUAAUGAUAGUGACUUUCGUAGCUGUUUACGAUAGCUCUCGAGUGGAUGAAGCAAGUGUGAACUAGUGUUUUCUAUGUAAACAUGGGUACCUCUGAACUGGACAGCCGAAACAUCGCUAUUUCCAUGAGAAAAUCUGUGGAGAAUCUGGUGAUAUCGUCUCAAGAUGCAAUUGGUCAGAGCAUCAGCCAAGCUCUCAGCUUCUCCGGUGUCAUCACUCAGCAAAACCAGGUCAUUCAGGAGAACAGGAGCGUGUCUCGGUCUCCCUCGCCGUCUCUCCGGAACGCAGACGUCGGCUUGGACCUCUCGGACAAUGACAAGGUUUCGGAGCUAUCCCUUCCUCUGGCGACGCACCCUGACGCUAUCUCCCUGUCCAGCGAGAUCACUAUGGUGUCUGCGGUCACCAGGGUAGACCAGGCUAAGAUAACAGCUGGCCCAGGGCGGGGCUCCGACGGCCGUACCAAGAAAAAGAGUUGGUACAACUCACUGUAUCCCACUUACAAGAGCAAGUCUGAUGAUUUCAAGAGGCUGUUCAAGGAGUUACCUGAUGAUGAGAGGCUUAUAGUGGAUUACUCGUGCGCGCUGCAGAAAGACAUCCUGGCACACGGCCGCCUGUACGCCUCGCAGAACUACUUGUGUUUCUACGCGAGCAUAUUCGGGUGGGAGACUAGUAUGUCGCUUCGUUGGAAAGACGUCACGGCUAUCACAAAGGAGAAGACCGCUUUGGUUAUACCGAACGCGAUACUGGUAUGCACGGAGGGCGAGAAGAAUUUCCUCACGUCGUUCUCGGGGAGGGACAAAGCCUACCUCAUGCUGUUUCGGAUAUGGCAGAACGCACUCAUGGACCAGCCUAUGAGCAGCCAGGAGAUUUGGCAGUGGGUACACCGGUGCUACGGCGAGGAGUUGGGGUUCAAUUCCGACGAUGAGGGUUACUCCCGGGACUUUGUGGACAACCCUAUACUUGCGGUCGACGCGGCUGUAGAGGACGUGUUAGAGUCGUCUAUGGAGGCGGGCGUCAGCGGAUCGGAGACACGACAUGAACGUGCGCACGCGCCGACGUACGCCCGCGACUCAUCCCCACCACUUGUAACUAACGGCUCGGCGUUCGACGAGGAAGCGGGUGACACUCUGCCCACGGACAUGUCCGACUCCAGCGACAGCGAGCCCGAGAAGCACCAGAAUCACGAAAUACACGAAUGCGAGUCCACGUCUCACAAGGAGGGGAAACUACUACUGCAACAGGACUUCCCGUUCACUGUAGACAACAUGUUCACCAUGAUAUUCACCAACUGCAAGUUCAAUCUGGAACUGCUAGCCGCCAGGGGUACGGCCGACUACGUUUAUGCGCCGUGGCAGCCGCAAGGUGGUCUGAAAUGCCGCCAAUGCAAAUACACGCUGAGCAUCGCUUCAGGUCCCAUAGGUCCCAAAGAGGUCCAAGUCACAGAGACGCAGGUAAUGAACAAAUGCUCGAAGCCCGGAGUUCUGUACUCCAUAGACUCGACCAGCGAGAACGCCGGAAUUCCCUACGCGGACUAUUUUACCGUACAAGUGCACUAUUGUCUGAGACGGGUCGCUGACACCACCACUAACUUGUCAAUGUAUGGUCACGUCAAGUACAAGAAGACUAUAUGGAGCGUCAUGAGAAACUUCCUCGAGAAGAACACGAUGUCCGGCCUGGAGGACUACUGCCAGCUGAUCUCGCGGCGGCUCGCGGCGGAGGCCGAGGGCGCCGCGCCCGCCGCCAGGAAGGCGCGGAGGCGGCGCGUCACUGCGUCGUCGCAGGAGAGCGGCGCUGCGGCGGCGGCGCCCCGCGCGGGCCCCGCGCCUCCCCCGCGGCGGGGCUCGGGCUCCGCGCCGGCGCCCGCGCGCUGGCUGCUGGGCGCGCUGCUGCUGCUGCUGGCCCUCAACGCCGCGCUCUACUGGCGGAUGAGCCAGCGCGGCUCGGAUCACAUUCAGCACAGUGAUUACAGGAUAGGAUCCCUGAACGGUGCCCAGAUGGCUGAAUGGUCGAAGAUGCUGCAGCAGCACACGCAGAAACAGCACACGCAGCUGCUCAGCUGGCAGCAGGACAUACACGCUGCGCUUGCGCAUUUACAACAGACAGAAAAAGACAUUAGAAAAUUGCUAGAAACUAUAAAACCGUCGUUGGAACGGAACCAGGGCGACAAGGCGGACGGCCCACACGACGAGCUAUAGACAUUGGGCAGGUACUUACGGUCAAUUAUUGUCGCGGUGUACUUACACAUCUCCGUCCCCGCAGGGGUGGACAGAGCUGAGACUCUGUUGCCUUGAAGAUCGAUAGCCGUGUGUGGUUUACGACAGAAUAAGAAUUCGAUUGUUUUUUGUGUAUUUCGUGAGGGAGAGUGUAGAAUAAAUGCCCUUUUUUGAACUAUGCAUAAAAUAUGUAAAGUAGAUCAGUGUUUACACAUCCGAACUAAAUAAAAAAAUAAAUUGUCCAAAUCUUAAGUCAUUAAAAAAAAUUUAUAAGCAAGUACCGAAUGUACUUACCUACAGAAAGAAAUAUUGAUUUAGAUCAAAACUAACUCUGUCUACCCCGUAACGGACGCGGACGUCACACUGUUACCAUCUCGCGCUCAUACCCACUUAAUUAAUUAAUUUAAAUUCAUUUCGCUGCUGUCAAAUCUGUGAAUGCUCUUUUCAAGGAAAUCCGGAAGGCUUAAUAUUUAUAUUAACGCAUAAUUAAAAGUAAACACCUACUAAAUAUAUACUAUAUAUAUAUAUAUAUUGGGAUUCCUCUUUUAGGCGAUGGGCUAGCAACCUGUCACUAUUUGAAUCUCAAUUCUAUCAUGAAGCCAAACAGCUGAACGUGGCCUAUCAGUCUUUCGGGACUGCUGGCUCUGUCUACCCCGCAAGGGAUAUAGACGUGAUUAUAUGAAUGAAUGACGCAUAUACAAAACGAAUUUCGGCAAAAUUUAGCAUACGGAUAGUAGUAAUAUAUAAAUACGUAAGCGUCAUUAUGUUGUAUUAAUUAUUAUCUAUGAAACUGGAAAUUGGCAAUAAAACAUAUGUUUUACUUAUAAUAAACUUUGUUUAUUGCAAAUCUCAUGGGAACGGUUCAUUAACGGGACGAAAUUGACAAAAAACCAGACAGACAGACGGACGGAAAUAAUUAAAACCACUUUCAUAGAUACCCAUAUCGAUUUCUUGGCAGUAUAUUUCAAGUACAGACGACAUCUGUCAGUUACAAUUUUGUACAUAUAUCUCAUAUGUUGACGGCCUCUGGCGCAGUGGUAGUGCGCUUGUCUGUGACACCGGAGGUCCCGGGUUCGAAUCCCGGCCAGGGCAUGAUGAGAAAAGUUCUUUUUCUCAUUGGCCUGGGACUUGGAUGUUUAUCUUUAUGUAUAUGAGUAUUUAAUAUAAAAUAUAUUAUGGUUGAGUUAGUGUCUCGUAACACAAGACUCGAACUUACUUUGAGGCUUAUUCAAUCUGUGUAAUUUGUCCCGUAUAUAUUUAUUUAUUUAUCUCUAUUUUUUCUGCGAUUUUCUUGAACAGACAUUUAGCUAUUUAUUGUCAGUUUGUAAAACACAACAAAAGGUUUGCAGCAAUUAAUUAAUUGAAAAAUGUUAUGAAUUUAAGAUAUAUUAUCAUAUUUUUACGUCUGAAUGAGGUUUUCAUGUCGUACAUAAUUUUCAAAGGAUGUUUAAUUUGAUGAUUGAAAAAACAGGUUAAAGUAAUAUUGCAUUACGUGAGAAACAAUAUAACAUUAUAUGAGAAACAAUAUAAAAUUAUCUGAGAAACAUAAUCUAAUAUAUUUUCGCAUUGUAUGAAAUUUUUAGCCUCCAUAUUCACGAACGUCGACAAUGUAUCACUUAUCUUCCGUCCCACUCUUAUCUGUGAGAUUAACCGCGGAGUAAGAGUGAAAGGGAAGAUUUUAUUUACAUUCGUGAAUCGGCCCGCCAGAUGUAGGUAAUUUGCAGAUCAUGUUUAUUGAUUUAUACAUUAACAGUCACUAUUUUUUAUUGUUUGCAAGUGUAGUAAAUUGCCAAGGUCUGGGACCAAGUGCGAAAUAUUUUUCAUUUCACAAGAUUGUAACAUGUAAAUUGUUAGUGAGCUACGUUUUUUUGUCCGGAGUGUAAGUAGACCUUUGCACUGUAUACGUUUAACAGGUGUAAAUUGCUUACUUAUCACCAUCACACAGAUUGUGGUCAAACGCACACAUUUAUCCAAAAGGUGAUCGCAUUAUUUGCCCCAUUUUGGCUCAACUUACGUGCCGCGCAAUGAAAAUGGGCGAAAGUUCCGUAGUUCGAAUGAAAACCUCGCAGAUACCCACUGUGAUAGAUAAGUUUAGAAAAUGUUAUUUCUUCAAGCGAAUGUGCGUAAACGCAUAGCGUUGAUCGCUAUAUUUUGAGGGCUGUGUCGCGUUCUGUCAUCAUCGCAAAUGGUCAUCGCUGGAAAAUUGGCGACUUUCGCACAUCGUACUCGUAAUUUUAUAUGCAAAAGUUUGUAAGGUGGUGUGUAUGUGUGUUUGUUUCUCUUUCACGCAAAAUCUACUGAAAGAAUUUAGGUACAGGGGUAGAAUAUAACCUGGACUAUACACAAUAAGUACUUUUAAUCCCGAAGGCUAGGCCGCAGCUAGUUUUCAAUAUUUAUCUUUCGCUCUUGAGUCAUUUUUGCAAUUCCUCACUUUCGCAAUGAGAAAAUGACGAUUUGACACAGUGACAUUCUGCGAAAUGACACAGGGAUGACCAUUUGCGAAAAUUACGAAAUGCGUCGCAAAUCUGCCGAGCGACUGCCGUCGCGCACGUUCAAAGCAUUAUUUAAGUAUUCAAGCAGGUCUUUGUAAGAUAAAAACUAUUGGGUUUUUGAUCAAACGUAACAGACAAGCAAAUUUUGGUGCAUUCUUGCUUUUAUAUACUUAGAAUUAUUUUUAAGUGUAGGUAUAUACGUACAAUAAAUGUAAAAGUGUAAAAAGUUGUAAAAAUGUGUAAGAACUUUUGUGUACUUAUAGCUUGAUGUAGGCGUCUGAGAAAUGAAAUUGGGUUUUUUUAUUACAAUAAUUGCUGUCAGUUUGAUCAAAAACUGAAGUUACACAAUAAUUAUGAUCUAAGAUUGUAUUGUUAAUUCAAUCUAUUUACAUGUGUAAAAUUUUAUUAUUUGUUCAGCCUGGUGCAUUAUUUGGUUUUUAUAUUAUUUAAAUGCCUUAUACAUAAAAUGUAUGUAUGUAAAAUUUAAUUUUUUAUAGAGCAGCUCUACCAAAAAUGCUUCGAAGUAAUUUAGAAUAUAAGGUCUAAAGCACUUUAAGUAUGGCGUCUUAAACCAUAAAAUUUGUUUAAUGCAUUUUCGGUUUGUUAAAAAUAAUGUAUUGAUGAGUUGGCAUUCUAUAUGCAUUUUGGGAGGGAAUAGAAAAUAUUGUCAGUUAUUUUUGACAGGUGUUAAACUGUAAUUAGCAUAAAAGUACAUAAUCUGUAUGUAAAUCUCUCUCAAAUCUCUGCGUGUUCCCGGUUGCAUCAUCGACAGAAGUGUUUCGGGGCCCAGGGUUCACCUUCGGAAUAUAAUCUGCAUGUAAAUGGUAGAUACUAAAAUCAGAAUGAAUUAAGCCCAAUAUAUGUAUAAUAAAUCGGAUGUAUUUGUUAAACCAUCUUUGCAAUGUAAGUCAAGGAAGUGUUCUUACAAAUUCAUUUCAUUAUUCAGCCAUUAUUUUAAGAAAUAUCUGUUGGCAUUGUUGUAAAUAAAGAAAUUACAGUGAACCGUUACAAUUUACGUGGCAAACUUUUGGAAAUUGAAAUAAUCUUUUCUAUAUUGAAUUCUUCAGUAAUUUUAUUUAUAUAUUGUGUUAUUAUAACAUUACUGUUAUUCUAUAUGAUUUUUUAAUGAAUUUUAAACAUUCUUUAUUAUCAAAUCAUGAAUUUUAAUUAUUAAAAUGAAAUGUUACGAUUUUUUUUGUCAAAUCAAUGUUUUCUGUACAAAUAGGUUUAUGAGUUCCAAUUUCAUUAUAAACAUACCGAUAAGUGAGUUUUCUUUUUAAUUAUAAAUAUUCGUACGUCGUGACGCUUUGUGGAACAAGUGUAUUCGAAUUUAAGAAAAUAUAGUAAUGUUAAAACUUCAGAUGUUUAUCUUAGAGAAAUUGUGUAAAGUGUGAUUUAAUUAAGUUGUACAAAUACUAUAUUAUUAUUUCUCUUUUCGGGGCUCCAAUUUUGAAAUCCAAUGUAUUUAAAAUUUUGCUUCUGAAUUGUGUACUUACCCAGUAUUCGGAAUAGUUUAAGAGUGUAGUAGUACUGAAAAAUGUGUCGUUCUAACUGAUGCUAUAGAUAUGAUAGAUAUACAAGGAGAGUGUGGAGGGAAAGGUCGGAGUGGGAAGACCUAGACGUAUCUUGCUUAAGUCAAGGACGUCCUGGCAAAGGGUCAGGUCAAGAGUACCCGAAACCGCCGAGCUUGCAUGAAGAGAGUUAUGAAUGUGGAUGAAGCGAAGGAAGUAUGCAGAGAUCGUGGCAAAUGGAAGGAUGUGGUCUCUGCCUACCCCUCUGGCGUGAUUUUAUGUAUGUAUGUAAAUGAUGCUAAUCACCACCAACAGUCGCCAUAACGUUCUUAUAAUGCAUUUAAAUACUAAUAUUUAAUUACCAGUCUUACCUGGAAAAGCGUGAUUUUUGUAUGUACAUAUUUACAACAUAAAAGAACGUAAGAUGCAAAAUGGCCGUCACAUAAUUCCUAUAGUUUGAAGUACACAUGGCUUAACCCUUAAAUGGAUGAUUUUUUUUUCACGUUUUAAAAAAAUAUAUUUGUGUAAAAGACGUGUCUAGGAAAAAUUAGUAAAAAAAUCUAGACAUGAAUUUACUAUACUUUUUUUGCAAUAAUGUGAGUGUUGUUUAUAAACAACAUUGCGCAUUCAUUGAUGUUUUGCAAGUAUGGAUAAAAAUAAGAGUGGAUAUUGUUUUUGAAAUGUAUUUAUUUAUUCUUCAUUAUGAUAUUUAUAAAAACAAUUGCUUUUUUUCGUAUCACAUAAAGAUACACGACAUUUUUGGCACAUUUUAAAUAUAAAGCCUGAACAUUUCGGGAAUUUGCACCUCUGCUGCUUAUCCAGCCAAACUGCCCAAUGACAUGUCUGAUCUAAUCUGACGUCUUUCAAAGGAAUUGCUUGAGCUGGUCCACGGAACUUCUUCAUUACAAGUUCUCUUUGUAUUGUGCUCCCACUAGGUCGACCACGUUUAGCGCCAUUUGCAGGUAGACCCAAUUUGCAGAGGGUUUCAGCAAGUUCUAGCCUGAAUGGACCCAAAUUGAGAAGUUGAUCAUUUCCUUUCAUAUUAUUUACCUUCUUGAACAUAACCCAUGAAUUUAUAACUGCGAGGUCCAGGAAAUGAUAAAAUAAGCGCAUCGUCCACUUGCGGCUCUUGAUUGUGAUGUGAUAACGACCUAUAAAUGAGUCUAAUAAGUCCACGCCUCCCAUGUGGGCAUUGUACUCCUUGAUUACUUUGGGGCAUAGAAUAGCAACUCUCUCUUUCUUCGAUUUAUCAAAGUGUGUGACUGUGGUUGCUGGUUCUGCUCCUACGUAAGUGGAAAGAAGGUUAACGGGCUUGUUAUCUUUCCACACAACAGCACUUACGUCAAUAUCAUACACAGUCGCCACGUUUUCCUCAUAGAAUCCUCUGGGUACGUUCUUUUUCAUUAUAGUGUUUUUUUCAGGCAAUUUGCAGUUUCUCAAUCGGUUAACUCUUACUGUUCCCAGUGAGAAAAUUCCUUCUGUGAGAAAAUGCUUCCGGUAUCUGAGUUUCUCCCCUAAAAAUAAGGCUGUCUUCAGCAGUAACAAGAUUCCGUUUUCGCCAAACCAGAGGUCGUUUAGAAAUCCCUUGUGAUCUACUCUGGGGUGCUGCUUCUUCGGCUUCCAAAAUAGGAGGGUCUGGCAUAUUUUCAUCGUUGUCGAUGACAAGAGGAGGAUCAGCAUCCACUUUAUCAGACUGGGCAUUCUCACCUUCAUCACUAUUUUCAAGGUCUCGAAGAACAUCUCGAGCUGUUUGAUAAUAGUGACCUUCAGCCUCUACUUCGGAGUCUGACCCGUCUAAGCCGUCUUCUGAAUCUUCAAGAGUUUCUAAAUACUUUGUAAUUUCGCUUUCUAGUAAUCGCGGCAUGCUGAAAAGCAAAAUAAAAAUCCUUCACCAAACAUGCGUUUAUUUAGCAGGCAAUGCGCAUUGUAGUUUUCCUACAACAUACCAUAUUUCGCCUUAUUCAACAGUAGCAUCAAGUUAUUUUCAAUGUUUUACUACAUAAACAUGCAAUUGAAGAUAUAAUCAAGCAAAUAAAGAUAUGUUUUAUACUUACAAUAUAUUUUAUCAAAGUCCGAACACAGCUACAAAAUUUAGUUUCGCGCCACUAGAAAACUUUUCUUCAAAGUGACAUUUGACAUUACCUUUUUUUCAGAUGCAUAAAAAUAUUGGAUAGUGUCAACAUUAAAGAAAGUACAAAAUUCGUUCAGAAAUAAGAACUAGUUGUCAAAAAUAACAAAACAUAAUUAGAAGGUCAAUUUUAUCUGUGAUGUUUAGUAUGUUGUUUAAAAACAACAUUAUCCAUUUAAGGGUUAAUAUUCCGAGUUUGAGUGAGUUUUAUAAAUGCAGUCGUAAAUAUUCAUUCCAGAACGAUCUGAAAAAUUGUGAAACAAUAAUAAUUAUGAAGUGAGCGGGCAGACUUAGAUUCCUAUUAGUCGUAGUAUGCGCACGUGGCCGAGAGGCGCGCGCGCAAACAAUUCCGUUAGGUUUACGAUGGGUGUGCAGACUUCUCAGAAAAUAAAUAUUUUAAUGAAUUUA